Messenger RNA from Entelurus aequoreus (snake pipefish), 4228 nucleotides. Its product is annotated as zinc finger protein 595-like. Gene Ontology annotation, molecular function: DNA-binding transcription factor activity, RNA polymerase II-specific; RNA polymerase II cis-regulatory region sequence-specific DNA binding. The transcript has 9 exons. Gene Ontology annotation, cellular component: nucleus. Lineage: Eukaryota; Metazoa; Chordata; Actinopteri; Syngnathiformes; Syngnathidae. Bases 251 to 2671 code for a protein of 806 amino acids. The record is from RefSeq and is a predicted model, not a curated record. Gene Ontology annotation, biological process: regulation of DNA-templated transcription.
UAUGGAGACCAAAUAAGUUUUUUUGUAUUUAGUAAGUGAAUUAAAAAAAAAGUCAUUAAAUGACAAUUUAUUGUGGGCGGAACGCUAAAUAGAUGAGCACAUUUCCAGUCGGACCAGUACUGAUGAGGACUUCUAGUUGGAUUUUUUUCUCGCUGGAUAACGAAAGCUUUUCCAGAGUUUAAAUCGGAAUAAAGUAAACGGGUUCACUUCACCAGUUUGCUAUGAAAGACAACAGACACAUUCCAAAGUGAUGGCUUGCCUUGCCCCACCAAGUCCGUCUGCUCUUGCCUCAUUUCUCUGCACAUUACUACCCAGGGGCUUUGCUGUGGGACCGUCAAUGUCCUGUGAGGGAAGACUUGGACUGUGGUGGGUUGGUCCAUCAUUGCCGGCUGGAUGCCUACUCGGGAGGGAAGGUGACACAGAAUGGGCAGAAAAGUUUCAGACUGCAGGCAUGCUCUCUCAUCAAGAUUACAUUAUGACAUUGGAGUCCAAAACAGACAUUCUAAGCAGCACAAAAGGAGAUAAGGUACCAGUGGAAACAGCAGAAAACAAUGACAUUAAACGGCAAAAUGCUGUCUGGAUUGCUUUUGCCUGCCAGGUGCAAGGAAAAGCUUUGCACAAUGUGGCAGUUCAAUGUAUGUGUGGAGAGGUAUGCGUGGGCAAGUGUGUGAGUGUAUGUCUGCGUGUUUGUCGGGACAUCCAGCAAGGAACAGAACUGCUGCUGGGUGGUGAAACGGCAGGGAGAAGUGAUGUAAGAGACAGACCCAAUGCGCAGAACUUCUAUGAAAGUCAUCACAGAGAUAAUCAGAGAAUGAAAGUCACGAGGGAUGCAGAAAUGGUUGUGACUAGCCUACACAGCGUUAAGAAAGACAAAGAAGUACAUAAUCAACUCAAGGAUGAGGAAGGAUGGAACAAGGACAUCUAUAAACUCUCAAAGAUUCUGUCAACCAAACUGAAUGCUGGAGAAAUCUUGUCUAAGAGAAAUCCAAGCUUCGAGGGAAAUGAGGACAGCAACAACUUGACGGCUCAAGUAGCCCCUGCAACAGAUGGACACCUGAACGGGGCCAUGGCCACUGUGGACAUCAUGUCACAGUCUAUCUCUGUAGACAAGCAGAGGAACUUAAGUGGUCAGGCACCUUCUGUCCGGGUUAGUUCUCGGCUAGCUGCUAAACCACGUCGCUUUCACUGUCUGAACAGCCGGGUUAAGGAACUCCCUAUUCAUUCAGACAGACAUACGGACGGGCUAAUAGAGACACUCACAGAGGCAGCCAAGUCCUCUGCAGAUGAGCCGGUUUCCAUGGCAACUUCAUAUACUGAUACAGCUGUCAACGCUCCCGAGAUGAGAGAGAGGCGUUACAGGUGUUCCAACUGCGGUAAAAUGUUCUACCAGAUUGGCCACUUAAAGAAACACCAGUUCAGUCACACAGAAGAGAAGCCUUUCACCUGCCAGGAGUGCGGCAAAAACUACACUUCUGCAGAGAGCUUCAAGGCCCACCAGUUGAGCCACCGUGGGGAACGUCCGUUUUCAUGUCCUCACUGUGACAAGACCUAUGGCCUGAAGCGAGACCUGAAAGAGCACUUGGUCCUCCACACUGGAAACAAGCCGUAUGUGUGCGAGCACUGUGGUAAGGCAUUUGCACGUCGACCAUCCCUGCGCAUCCACCGCCUUCUCCACUGCAGCAGAUUGAUUUACUCACAGCCUCCAAAGUUGCAGUGUAACCUCUGCCCCAAGCUGCUAGCAAACCCUGGUUCUCUGAGGAAUCACAUGAAGCUCCACACUGGAGAGAAACCUCACAUCUGUCAACACUGUGGGAAAAGUUUCAGUCAGAAAGGGAACCUUGAUAGCCAUUUGCGAAUUCACAAUGGAGAAAGGCCAUUUCCCUGCUCCGAAUGCGACCUGAGUUUCUCUCGGAAAGCCGAACUUUGUCGCCACAUGUUUUCCCACACCAGGGGCGGUUUCCUCUGUAGCUACUGUGGAAAAUCUUUGAGAGACCCGCACACCCUCAAAUCCCAUGAAAGAUUGCACACUGGUGACAGGCCCCAUCGUUGCAUUGUCUGCGGAAAAGGCUACACAAUGGCCACCAAACUGAGAAGACACAUCAAAUCUUCUCACUUGACAGAGAAGCCACACAGCUGUCACUGCGGUGCCUCCUACUCUCUAAGACAAAGUUUAUUGAGGCACCAAGCGCAGCAUCAGUCACAUUGGAAAACACAGGAGGUGACAGAACCAGCUCUGAAAGAAUUAACAGCGGAAAGUUUUACUCAUCCAAAGCCAGUCAAAGGCAGACCCAAGAAAAACUCAGUCCCUCAAGGAGAUGAACCAAUGCAGAGAAAAGUACGGGUAAAGAAGAAUGAAAAUGACGCAGAGAAUGUAGUGAGAAGAUUUGAAAUUUCAACAGCCGAGGGGCAAGAUGGAGAGGCUUCAAGUGACACCCAGCACACAGUGUAUGUUCACACGGACCAUGUGACUACACACAGCUACGAUCCCCUGUUCCUCACGUCAGACAGCUUGCAUUCAGGAGCAGGACAGAAGCUGGUAAAGGUGGUAAUAUCAGAAGGUGUUGAGCAAUGCAUUGUGGUCCAAGAACAGCAGACUGUAGAAGAGCUGAUGAUCGUACAGGAGGAGGAACUCUGCUCUGUGGCCCAAACUGUUGAGAUAAACACAUUGUAGCCUGCAUGUCAACCACAUCUGGUGUUCAUUAGGCCAUCACAGGACACUAAAAACCUUUGAUUUGAUCAAGCGUAACAGCCACUGAAAGUAUCCGUUUUUGUCCCCAUCAUGAUCCAUUUUCAAAAAGUUGCAAUCCUACAGAUUUUCAUGCAGGAAAAUUGUGCUCCACUGAUGCCUUGUAAGUACAUUUUCAGCAAAAGUUGGAACUUUCACUUAAAUUGAUGUCAGACAGGUAGACCAACCAUGCGACUAAUGUUGAUUGGCGUUCAUCCCCUUUUUGUUCUUUUUACAAUCUCUAAUGUCUGCCUAAAACGUUGGGAAAUGAGGAUCUCAGGUAAAAGUGUAAUUGCCUCAUUAUGUUAUUAUAUUUAUUAAUACAUAUGCCUUUUAACAUUUUUUGAAAUCCACAAAUGGAUUUUAGCCCGUACCCACAAUGCAGGUGCACUGAUCUGCGCACAGUCGGCACGAUUCCAUGUGCAUGCACGCAAUGUCUGAAAAUAACUAUAGAAUGCGAUCGCUCUAGCAAAUUCUUCAUGAUAACUGACACAAUUCAUAAUUAAUCAAAUGGAAAGACUCCAAACCAUCUUAACAUCAACAUUUAAUUAACCGCUGAAAGAAAAUAGUCCACAAAAUCAGGGAAAUUACAGUAAUACAUUGGUAUAAAAAUUCUUGGACAAUAAAACGUGAGUAAGCCCUCAUUCCGCACACACAUGCCCAGCUGGACCCGUGGUGGUGCUCAAACACCCGGCCUUUUGCCUUGCGUGAGAAAAGUGCCCUUCAUACUGGAGUUCUUUUUUCUUUCUUCAUUGAUAGGGAAUACAAAUUACUCUGUCAAUUCCCCCCCAAUAUGUUUUUACAUUUGACGGGGCACAUAUUUGAGUUAUUGUGAAAAUUCCCCCAAAAUGUCUGUGCACGUGCAUGUUCUACAGUGUGGAACACGUAAACCAAAAUCCACCACAAUUGGUUCCACGACACAUACAGCACCUCCAAUGUGUUCCAAUUUCAAAAUUAUAAUUGUAAUAAUUUGUAUCGGUGUUAAAAUAUUGUCAUCAUUAACUCUUUAAUAACUGUACAGGCUACACUUCAAGAUGCUGAUCAUUAAAUAAAAGUGAAAUCAAAUGACCUUUUUACAACAUCUCAUGUAGGUAGAACAAAACAUGGCUUACUUUAUUUACAAGUGUAUGAAUAAGUCAGCUCUUGUACAGUAAAACCAAAAAAUUAUGUACUCAUUAUUAACGCAUGACAUGAUUAAAAAACAUGAAGCUGAAGGAUUAGCUUGUGCCUACGAGGUAAAUCUCUUUUACCAUCUAAAUGGAGCUGAUUUUGCGAUGUGUAUUGUAUUUUAUACCUUUCAGCUAUACAAUAUCAGACUGCAAUAUAUUACUUUUAGCUUUAUGGUCAGCAUCACAGGUUACCCUUUUGCCAUAACUGCUUGCUGACCUUGGUUAAGCUCCACACCCAUGUCAUUGCAAAUAUCAAAAUACCACGACUGGUUUGUGCCAUAAACAAUUAAGUUUGUUUUGUUCAGGGUUUUUGUAACUUGAAAAAAAAAACUAU